Molecule: messenger RNA, 1972 nt
Organism: Ananas comosus (pineapple)
Lineage: Eukaryota; Viridiplantae; Streptophyta; Magnoliopsida; Poales; Bromeliaceae
Product: serine/threonine-protein phosphatase 7 long form homolog
Exons: 5
Coding region: 1-1161 (386 amino acids)
Biological process (GO): meristem maintenance; meristem development
Source: RefSeq, a predicted model, not a curated record
AUGGCAGAUCUAGAGGAUGCGGGACCAGUUGAUGAGUCCGGAUAUCGCGGAGUGCAGUUCAUAGAGCAUGGCCGCAAAUUAAACCAGUGGGAGCUUGAUCAUCCAGCAGUGCUAGAUUUGCUACGACAGUCUGAAUUUUAUUAUAUUUCUCGACUUAGGCGUCUACACCUGGAUCAGGCAUUAUUAGAAGCUUUGAUCGAGCGAUGGAGACGGGAGACCCAGACAUUUUACUUCCGCCACGGUGAGAUGACGAUUACACUUCAGGAUGUGGCGGUUAUUUCGGGUCUUCGUGUCGAUGGAGCGCCGGUCAUUGGGACUACAGUGUAUCCAUGGCCAGAUAUUUGUCAGGCGCUUUUAGGGGUUGUGCUGGAUGACAUCCGAGCUGGGCAGAUUAGAUUAGAUUGGAUAUACCAGCAGUUUCAUCAUCUACAUUUGGAUGCUCUGGUUGGAUUAGUUGCAGCCACUGCACGUGCAUAUAUAUUAUAUCAGAUUGGCUGUAGCCUAUUUCCAAACCCCACCGGAUAUAGGGUUCAUCUUAAGUGGCUGCCACUUAUAGCAGAUUUUGAUGCAUGCGGCACUUUAGCCUGGGGUGCAGCAGCACUGGCCUAUCUAUAUCGAGCUUUAGGAUCGGCUGCAUUAAAAGGAAAGGUCGAAUGCUGUUGCUUCGCGACAUUAGUACAGAUUUGGGCGUGGGACCAUCUACAUGUCGGCCAACCUACUAACGCUGGAGCUGUUGCCGACAUGGCUGAUUGCCCUAUGGGUUGCCGGUAUGACAUAAUAUUGGCUUUUUCACAAAUGACAUGGCGGCCGUACACAUAUGCUAUUAUAGAUACGCUACCUGCAUUCUGUGUACAGGGCAGUGAGGUAUGGCGAUCUCGGACGACACUGAUUUGUUUUCAUAUCGUCGAGCUUCACGUGCCGGAUCGAGUCCUACAGCAGUUUGGUCUCCUCCAGCAUAUACCCAUUCCGGUGGAGACCAUCCGGCGCUACACUUCUCAGGGGCGGCCAGAUGAGGAUUGGGCUCACUUUCAUGCUGCACACAUCGAGAGAUGGGGAGAUAGAUUACAGGCCAUUAUUGACCAGCAUCCGAUUGUCGGUGAUGAUCCAGUACAGGCGACCUCGAUUUAUAUGGAGUGGUACUGGCAGAUCACGAGACGAUGAAUUUCUCGUCCAAUACAGCGUCCACCAUUGACUUACCAGCCUCGUGACCAGACAGAGAGAGCUUUGGUGGACGCUAUGCGAUAGACACAGUGUAGCAUCAGGAGCCUAGUUCAUGAUCGACCUUCUUACGAUGCGGUGAUGGAGGUAUUGACGGGUAUCGAUAUUGAUCUUGAUAGUGUACUGGAGUCUUGAUAGUGUACUGGAGUACAUUCCUACUAUACCUGUCGCCACUGAUAUCAGAGGCCGAGAUUUUGGACAUGCAUCGACAUCGGGUCAUCACCACCGUCAGACACCGACAUCUGCUGGAUCUCCAUCUCCUAGUGAUGUUGCUGAUAUACCCGCCGCCCCUGAGAGAUUUCCUACUAGGCCAUUGGACUUGGACUUGCUUUUGCCGCCGCCAGUCUCUAGAGAUCACUUUACAUUCGUCUAUUCUCGACGUCAUGCCGCGUCUUCAUCACAGGCCAGCCCAACAUCUAGACCAGCCACUAUCGAGGAGACUCAGGCGAUACCGGAGCAUCGCGAGGGCGUUAUGAUUGCGGAUCUCAAUGCGAUGACCGAUAUCGAGGCAAUUGAUGACAUACCUAUUGCUAAUCUCGUUGUAGAGGGUGCCGUAGACGUGGACGUGGCCGUGCACGAGGACGUGGCCGAGGACGUCGAGGGAGAGGACGAUCGAGAGGCUGAUUGUAUAUUUUUUAUUUAGAUAACUUAGACUUUGUAUAAUAUCAUAUAAUACUUAAUUUAGUGCAUAUUUGUAUAUUUCUCGGAGUUUUUUUUGAUAUUUUUAUCUUGUUGAUUGUAUCUUGCUAUUCCA